This is a messenger RNA of Laetiporus sulphureus 93-53, 1006 nucleotides long. RefSeq names its product DnaJ-domain-containing protein. Lineage: Eukaryota; Fungi; Basidiomycota; Agaricomycetes; Polyporales; Laetiporaceae. The coding region runs from base 1 to 651 and encodes 216 amino acids. The transcript is spliced from 5 exons. The record is from RefSeq and is a predicted model, not a curated record.
AUGUCCGCGUUCCCCGACUACUACAAACUGCUAGGUGUCUCGCAGACAGCAUCAACAGAUGAGAUAAGACGAGCGUACAAGCUCGAAUCUCUGAGGACACACCCAGAUAGACUGACACAGGCAACUCCGGCAGAGAAGAAAGCAGCCACAGAGAAGUUCCAGGCUGUGGCAGAUGCGUACUAUAUCCUCUCUGAUUCAACCAGGCGCAAGGAGUACGAUAUGUUAUACAAGACGCGGGGUCCACAAGAGAGGACGACCGAUCCGCAUGCUUCCGCAAGUUGGUUCUCCGCAUUCGCAAGUGUGUUCGGCGGUGGCACUCCUGCAUCUGGGGCGGGAGCCACAGAGCAGGAACCCGAUGCGAAUAAUAUCUUCGCGGAUGUCUUUGACGAGCUCCUGCGUCCAGAAGUACAGCGGCGUGCUCCUUGGUUCGCAUGGCUGGGCGGAAUUUGUGGCGCAGGCGUUGGCUUCAUAGUUGCGAAUGUCCCUGGGCUGAUGGUCGGUGCGUACGCUGGCAACCGCUUGGGUGCCAUCAGAGACGCGAAAGGCAAGAGCGUCGCUUCCGUUUUCGCCCAGUUAGGCAGCAAUCAGAAAGCAGAGAUUUUACGCGCUCUAGCUACGAAGGUGCUCGGCGCCGCUGCAAAUUCCUUCUGAGCCAGCUUGCUUGGACAUAGGACAGCUUGAGAUUGAUACCAUUCGCUUUUGAUACCGUCUGAUUAGCGGGUCUAUAAAUUAUUUACUUCUCAACGGGAAGGUUGUGCAUAUAUACACGGAUCGCUAGUCUUUCUGGAUCGAGGCUGAAAGAAAGCUGAAGCUUGAGCUUAAGUCCGGGCGGGGUUCGAGAACGACGGGGUAUGCCAUAUAUGGUGCGAGUCCUCCGCGUUGAGAAGCCACACACGAUGAUUCGGGUGCAGUGCUGUCGUUAACCUCAGGCCAACUUGCGGAGAGUUAUCCCGCGCGUUUCUCGCAAUCUGACCUUCUUCGUAGACAACUUGCUCUGGAUCAGUAG